Messenger RNA from Orbilia oligospora ATCC 24927, 1641 nucleotides. RefSeq lists its product as uncharacterized. Bases 1 to 1641 code for a protein of 546 amino acids. Lineage: Eukaryota; Fungi; Ascomycota; Orbiliomycetes; Orbiliales; Orbiliaceae. Gene Ontology annotation, molecular function: protein binding. The transcript is spliced from 2 exons. The record is from RefSeq and is a predicted model, not a curated record.
AUGGUUAUUGACGUUGCCUUCUCCCCCGAUGGAAAAUGGCUGGCAUCAGCAUCAGCAGAUACGACAAUUCGGUUGUGGGAUAUCGACGCUAUAAUUGGGCGACGAACUCCGGCCACAGAAAAGCCCAUACGGGUUUUACGAGGACAUACAGAUAUCGUGUUAUCGAUUGCUUACUCGCCCGACGGCAAACUAUUAGCAUCAGGAUCGGCAUUGCAAGAUGAUGCAGUUAUACUUUGGGACGUAAGAACUGGCAAACAGGUGGGAGUUUUUGAUGAAUUUGGUGAUGAAUUUGGGUUUCCAAAAGUCCUAUUUACUCCCGACGGCAAAAAUCUAGCUAUUACGACAGAUAUCGACGACAGAUAUACUACAUACUGUGUGGCAAAUUUGCAGGAAACCGGGAGCUUCGAUCACAGCCGAGGCUGCUUUAACGCGAUCACAUUUUCUCCUAGCGGUAAAGAGGUAGCGCUUUCAAUGAGGAAUGGCACAAUUGAGCUCUGGGACACUGAAACAGGCAAAGAAAUCACAACCUUCGGAACACACGAUAAUGAUGUCGUUACAGCUGCAUUUUCUCCCGACGGUAAAAUCUUGGCAUCAGCGUCACUCGAUGGUAAAGUUGGUCUCUGGGACACAGCAAUAUAUUGCGGCGGGGAGAAAUUCAAAUCGGAUUCAUGGUAUAAAGCUGACGAUUUGACAACCAACACGACAAUGAUCAAGACGACAGACGAACAUGAUGACGCCGGCUACGGUUUUGACAAAGCCAUUUCCAAGAUUGUUUUCUCUCCAGACGGCAAACAGGUAGCAUCGGGAGCAUAUGACGGAGAAAUCAUUGUUUGGGAUGUGCGAACGGGACGGCUACUGAACCGUUUCCGAGGAGGCACCACUAAAAUUUUCAACCUUCAAUUCUGCCCAGGCAAUGACAACUCGAUUCAAUUGAUAGCAUCGACAAUCAGUACGAACUCAGGGGCCAGGCUUUGGGAUAUAACGACAGGGCGGCAAAUACACUAUUUGAAGAGCGACUUCAGCAUUGACCAAAUAUGUUUCACAUCCGAUGGCGAACGUCUGGCGUCGUUAACAAGGUCCGAUAUAUCGCUCUGGAACGUAGAAAAAGGGAAAAGAGUCAAAAAGUUUGGUGCGGACUUUGCUAGGUACCGGUACCGGUAUACGUACAUAUACCCGCCUAGCGCAAUGACCUUUUGCCCUAAUGGCAAACAGCUAGUAAUAGCACGAGAGGGAGAUAUCCUGGUCUUUGACAUAGCAGCGGGGCAGAUAGUGCAAAAAGUUGAUAUGACAAAGAAUACCUCGUCUCCUGCGAGGCUACCUGCUCUGGCCUGGGAAAAGACUAUCAAAUGCAUGCAUUUCUCGGACGAUGGACAACAGUUGAAGACUGACCAAGGAAUUUUGGCCUUGCCCCUAAAUCCGGACACCUCGGGGCGUGUUUCCCUGAAACCUCUGCCAACGCCACCUAUCCUCUACAGUGAUAGCGGUGAUAAUGAUUAUGACUGGAUAACUCAACGUGGUCAGAAAUUUCUCUGGUUGCCGCCUGAUUACCGUGGCCGCUGUUGGGAGCGAAGGGGCAGACUUCUUGCUAUCGGGCGAAGCUCUGGGGUGGUUGACUUUAUCGGGUUUCCUAUUCAGCGGUAG